Messenger RNA from Salmo salar (Atlantic salmon), 4855 nucleotides. Lineage: Eukaryota; Metazoa; Chordata; Actinopteri; Salmoniformes; Salmonidae. The record is from RefSeq and is a predicted model, not a curated record.
UUUAAGGUGCAUUACCGCCACCAACUGGAUUGGUAUGUGGACAAAUUUCACCUUUCAAACACCGUCGUGGUGUUUGCUUGUAAAAACCAUGGGAGACGCGGGACUUGCAGAGCAUCAAGGUGCCCGGUUAUGUCGACGCUCGCGAGCAGUUUGGAUGAAAUUAUUGAAUAACGUGUGUAAAUGUAUUUUACAAUACUCGCGCACGUAAUGCGGACGGUUUAGUCAUCAUGUUAGAACGUUCAAAUAUGUGGGACAGCCCUUUUUGUGAAACCCGUAAAAUCGGUUUGUUCAUAUUUGCUCUUUGCAAUGAGUUUUCCUCAACCUAUCAGUGUGACAUUGUGUUGCUAAUAAUGAGGGUGUUUGACUGUCAUCGGGCGUCUUUUGACUGAAAUAUAAGACGCCUCUCCAAGUGAGAACCAAAGCAAAACAUCUUUCAAUGGCGAAUUGAAUGGACUUCUGGGAGCAGAACUUAUAGGAGCAGGCGACAGGUCAACCAUGGCUGAAUCCACAGGCCCUAAUUCAGAGAACAUGAACACCCAACAGUGUCAGAUCAUCUGCCUCUCUGGGGAUGAUGGCUCCACUUGCAUUCCCAUCACAUCCAACUAUGUUGAAAUUGUGGCCAGUCGAGACUCAAGCAUUGACAGCAAGGCACGUGGCAGCAACAAGGUAAAAAUCCAGCCUGUCGCCAAGUACGACUGGGAGCACAAGUAUUACUACGGCAACCUCAUUGCAGUCUCUAACGCAUACCUGGCAUAUGCCAUCCGAGGAGCAAACAACCAGGCCAUGAUCCGUGUGUUGAGCUUGGGCUCGGCAGAGCGCACCCUGCUGAAGGGCUUCACUGGUGCAGUCACAGACCUGGCCUUUGCACACCUGGACUCCACCCUGCUGGGAUGUGUUGACGAGGCUGGUAACCUGGUCAUCUGGCAGCUCACCUGCCAUAGCAGCAAGAUCCUGGAUCAAGUCAUUGUCCAUGUCCGGAGGCCUGAGGACACACUUCUGAACUCCAAUAGGAGGUUGAUCUGGUGUCCCUUCAUCCUAGAGGACAAUGAAGAGAACCCUGAGGAUGCCAGCCAGACCCUGGCCCUACUGCAUGAAGACAGAGCUGAAGUGUGGGAUCUGGAGAUCCUCCGCAGCAACAACAGCACCUGGCCAGUAGAUGCCACUGACCUGAAGGACGGCGUUAUAACCAUAAAAGGACAUACAGAUCGCAUCAGUGAAGGUGCCCUGUCUCCGGAUGGCACAGUCUUGGCCACAGCCAGUCAUGAUGGAUAUGUAAAGUUCUGGCAAAUCUACAUUGAAGGACAGGACCAGCCAAGUCCUCUCCCCGGCUUCUUCCACAGAUGUCUACACGAGUGGCAGCCCCACAACGGGAACCCCCUUUCCUGCCUGCUGUUCUGUGACAACCACAAGAAACAGGACCCAGAUGUUCCGUUCUGGCGCUUUCUGAUUACUGGAGCUGAUCAGAACCAGGAGUUGAAGAUGUGGUGCACAGUGUCAUGGACCUGCCUGCAGACCAUCAGGUUCUCACCAGACCCGUUCAACUCCUCAGUCCUGCCCUGUCUGAAGGCCAGUCUGGACCUGUCUGCAGAAUGCCUCAUCCUCAGUGACGUACAGAGAAAGGUGUUGUAUGUGAUGGAGUUGUUGCAGGACCAGGAAAAAGGCAGAGCCAGCUUCACAGCCGUGUCAGAGUUCUUGCUCACACACCCUGUGCUUAGCUUCGGUGUUCAGGAUGUCAGCCACAGCCGCCUGUGCCACACGGAGGUCCUCCCGCCAGACGAGGAGAGCGAGAGUAUGACUGCAGAUGGUAACCAGGGACCAAUGGAAUCCAAAGCUGGGAUCCAAAUCAAGCUAUAUUGUGUCCACACAAAGUCCCUUCAAGAUGUGCAGAUCUGGUUCCAGCCAAACCUUGGCUCUGGCUCCUUGUUCCUGCCUCACUCGAACUCAAAUAAUGGCUUUGGUUUUUCAGAUCACUUGACAGACAUGAGUGUGGAAGGUUUGAGCUCUGAUAAGGAGUCUGGAUGCGGCUCCGAAAAUGAUCUCUGCAAGAUUCCCGCUCUUGCUGACUUCCUGUCCCCUUCCGGCACUGCUGCUAUGCCCAAGCUCAUGACCCCUGACGCCUUCAUGACCCCCAGUGCUUCGGUCCCAGCCUCCCCAGGCAGCAGUGCCAGCAGCCUGACCAUAGUAACAGCCAUGAGCAGCAACUCUGACAGUGGCGCCAGUGAUGGUAAUGUCUGCAGGGGAGGAGAGGAGCUGACCCAGAGCCCUAAGAUGUCUGUGGAGAGCAACUCCAUCCUCAUCUCAGGCUUAGGGGACAACAUGCCGAUGUACCAUCUUCCACAAGAGACCACUCCUCAUACGCUCAUGUUCCCCCUCACCUACCCCCUCCGCCCUCUACAGGGGCUUCCCUCUCCAAACCCGCCCCUCUCGCUGGACCCGCAGGUCAUUGAGCCUAUGCUGAUUCAGCAGGCCUCUCCUACCCGGGCCCGCUCUCCGGAUGUCAUCUCAUCUGCCUCCACGGCCAUGUCUCAGGACAUUCCUGAGAUCGCCUCUGAGACGCUGCAGCGAGGCCUGGGGGGGGUGUCUGGAGCUGAAUCUCGAGAACCUCUCCCAGCCCUCCACACAGACAGCAUGGCUUCUGCAGCCUCAGCUCUUCACCUCCUCUCUCCACGAAACCGGAACAGCUCUGACCAUGGCCACCUGCCCCUGGAGCUGGGUGCUGUAGUAGGAGCAGUGGAGGUGGAACAGAGGCUCAGUAACACCCCCUCACUACUGGAGAACGCCCUGUCACAGGAGAAUGCUGCUGCCGCUGCCUCCUGCUCAGACAACAAUGUGAACCACCCGUGGCCUGCAGCUCCUGACAUCACACGGGAAACACGCAACAGCCUGCGGGACAAUGGCCUGGGACACUGCUCGAGGGAGGAAAUUAAGGACAGACACAUGUCCUCUCCAUACCACAGACGCACCUACCACUUAACCCAGAAUGACAGUCAGGACGCCAGUGCAGAACAGAGUGACCAUGACGAUGAGGUGGCCAGUCUAGAGUCGUCUUCAGGGAACUGUGGAGCCAGGUCGUCUCAAAGAUUGCCAGUGAAGGAGUGGAAGAGCUCUCCCAGAGGCUCCCCUAAACUAAAGAGGAAGAGUAAAAAAGACGACGGGGAUGCAUCUCAUGCCUCUCAGUCCAGGCAGCCUGAGCAGCAUCAUCAGCAGAUGAACCCAGAGGUGCUGGAAGAGCUCCUGAUUUUGCUCCGUAACCAGCAGAGGGAGAUAGCGGAGCUCCAUCAGAGUCAGCUGGAGCUGCUUCAGAGAGUGACAGGACACAUGGACGCCGUGCAGAGCUCUGUCAUAGCCCACGUAGAGCACGUCAUGGUCAGCCAGCAGGAGCACGAACAGAGGAGAAUGGAGAGAAUCCUAGCAGAGGGACACAACCGUAACCAGCAGCUCCAGGAGCAUCUCUCGCAGCAGCUGGGUCAAACUCUCAGUAACACCCUUUGUAAUCGGCUGGACAAGACUCUCCGAGAGGAGAUGAAGAAGACUGUUCCUCCCACUAUCACCAAGAGCCUGGAGCCUGUCACUGCCCAGAUGAGUAACACCAUUGCUGCUAAGCUGACAGCUGUGGAGGCAGCACUGAAGGAGAAUGUUAGCAAAGUCGUGAAGUCAAAGAACACCACAGAUGCUAUUGGCCGGGCAGCUGCCGAGGCAAUGCAGGGGCCUAUCCAGGCUGCCUACAAAGAUGCUUUCCAGGGCAUUGUGCUGCCUGUGUUUGAGAGGGGCUGCCAGUCUAUGUUCCAGCAGAUCAAUGAGAGCUUCAAGCAGGGCACCCAUGAGUAUAUCCAGCAACUGGAGACCCAUGUGAAGAACAAGAAGCAGCAUGAGCAGGAAGCACGGGAUCCUAUGAUUGGCCAGCUGCAACAGAUGAUUGACACGUUCCAGAACUCAACGGAUCAGCUGGCCACCACCAUCACAGCAAGUGUCCGCUCUGAGGUCCAGCAUCAGCUCCACAUGACGGUGGGAAACUUGCAGGACUCGAUCCUGACCCAGGUGCAGCGCAUUGUGAAGGGUGAGGUGAGUAUGGCCAUGAAGGAGCAGCAGGCAGCUGUGAACUCCAGCAUCAUGCAGGCCAUGCGCUCUGCUGCAGGCACGCCUGUCCCCACUGCUCACCUGGACUACCAGGCCCAGCAAGCCAGCAUCCUGCAGCUGCUGCAGCAGGGACAGCUCAACCAGGCCUUCCAACAGGCCCUGUCAGCCUCUGACCUGAACCUGGUUCUGUAUGUGUGCGAGACCAUCGACUCCCAGCAGGUGUUUGGACAGCAUCCCUGCCCCCUCAUCCAGCCAGUGCUGCUGUCCCUCAUACAGCAGCUGUCCACUAACCUGGCCACACGCUCUGAGCUCAAGAUCAGUUACUUGGAGGAUGCUGUGAUGAACCUGGACCAUGGGGAUCCGGUGACGAGGGACCACAUGAGUGCGGUGCUGUCCCAGGUCCGACAGAAGCUGUUCCAGUUCCUGCAGCAGGACCCACACAGUCCUCUCAGCAAGAGAGCCCGGCGCCUGGUGAUGAUGCUUCAGGGCCUGGUCAAUCACUAGUUCUGUGGUUGGCGCCUAAUGAUAUUUAGCCCCUUCACUUCCCUGUUCUGCUCCCACACAGUUAGAACAAAGUGCAGUGAGUUUCAUUGAAGUGCUGAGGGGAGCAGAGCUGUCGUUAAAGAGAUGUGAGCAUGAUCUACAGUGCCAUUGGAAAGUAUUCAGACCCCUUGACUUUUUCCACAUUUUGUUAGGUUACAGCCUUAUUAUAAAAUUGAUUACAUAGUUUUUUUCCCCUCAUCAAUCUACACAGAUUACCCAAUAAUGACAAAGCAAA